AUGGAGGUCCCGUUCAUAUCUUCUGGGGCUAUGAGUCGAACACAUUAUUCUGUAGUGCGAAAAGUAGAGAACGCACCUUCUGCUCAAGCCGCAGACCAACUUCUUCUACGCGAGAUUGAGUCCGUUCGUCGCCGACUUGCAGACCCGAGACUUCACGUCAAGGAAUGCCAGGAAUGCUUGAUAUUGCUCCUAUAUUGUUCGAUGGCUUUGGUUGUUGCAUCCCCCGGUGAUCUGGACUUCGCACUACCCCACGCAGUCAAUCUCGCAGAAACUGGCCAGUCAACACAAUCGAAGAGAAUUGGCUAUCUAUUCUGUGCUGAGGUUAUGUCCCCCAGUCACGAACUACAGUUGAUGCUAAUCAACACGCUACGAAAGGAUCUGGAGAGUUCGCAUAUACCACGUAUUUGUCUCGCUCUUGAUGCUCUCAUACAGUCUUCCACCGAAGACGUGAUACCUGCAGUUCAGUCGCGUCUACAUGAUCUCCUCUCGCAUAGCUCGCCUCAUGUGCGUCGUCGCGCCCUCCUGGUUUUUCGUGUCCUGUCACGCUAUGACGCGGAAAUUCUGGCACGAAUAGAGGGAAAGGUCAUCAAACGUAUAAAAGAUUCUGACUUCUCAGUUUCUCAUGCUGCUCUCAUAGUUUCUACUCAUUUUAAAAGAAGUGAUAAGGUACAUGCUGCUAUCAGCGAUAUGCUGGCGUCUGCCUGGACCGCGGGUGAGCACAAGUCAAAAAGAAGAAUGUUGUUAGCGCUUCUCGAGGCUUUCCGAGUAACUAGGCCAUCUCCGGACAGCAUCCAUACAACUUUUGAGAUUAUACGUUAUGCUUCCGAAUAUGCUAAAGCUCCAUUGCUACGCGAGGCAUUCCUUGUACUGUCAUCUAUUCCAUGUGAAUCGAUAUCAAGUGCUCAAACGAAGCUUGCCUUAUCACCUGUCGAUAGCAUUCGUUAUCUAUUAGCCUCUACCGACCCAAACCAGCAAUACCUAUUUAUUACUUGUUUGGGAUGUCUUGAUCAGACGCUAUGGGCAGGGACCCUUCCGGACACCGUGGCCAUCCUGGACGAAUGGGAGGCUGAACGUGUCAUGAAGUUACUUGAUUCGAGUGACAGCUUGAUCCGAAAGAAUGCGAGUAUCCUCAGGAAAUUUUCGAUCUGUGGUCUUCUUCAACGCAUGCCUUCUGCACUAUCGAUCAGGGAUAGGGACGAAUACGUUUCUCGUCUAUUGGAAAUCGGUGAAAUACAAUGCGGAGGCGAUGGCGAGCUUUAUGCGGUCCAGUUGAGGGAGCUCUUGGCAGAUGUCGAUACGAAAGCCGAAAGCCUCCCGGAAGGCCAGCCUAUCAUCGAAAGUGCCGUCGAAAGGAUACUAGUGCACGUUCGAAGCAUGGACAUAUCUGGUCGUAUAGGUUGUGUUACGACAUUAAUUUCGCCUAUUGUUGAGAGUGAAAGCCGUAUUGGCUCCACACUUAUGGUCAUCAUAUCUGCACUGGUAUGUGAAUAUGCCGGAAAAACAUCCAUUUCGCCUGUAGCUAUCCUACGAGGAAUAUCGAGCAGAUUGUCGCUGUAUGCUGCUGCAGUACAAGAUGCUUGUUUGCUAUCAAUGCUGCGUCUCUGUGCAGAAUGCUCUCAGGUACCUGAUGAUGUUAUAGUGUCUACAAAGGAUAUAUUACAGCUUUCUAGGAGGCAUAUAACGCGGCGCUGUGAACAGUUUCUAAACUUGUCAAGUCAACGACAUGUCCUUACGGAAAUCAUCUCGAAAGCACAUUCAUCCUCGCUUCCAGAUUUCGUGGCUUCACUCUCUGAAUAUCAAAGUACGGAUAGUCAUCCCGAGAUUGGUCGAGUGGUAAAGCCUACUCCGUCGGGUUUAUCCUCUUUAAGGAGUACUGGCGCAUCGAGCAAACUUCGUUAUACCGCCUAUGAGACACCACAACCAACACCCAGUCUGCGGCACCUGACCAGUCCUCGGAUCGCUCCUACAAGUCCACAUACAGUCACCCAUUCUGAUCUUCAAGGUAGGCACCGAAGCUUGUCUCAGGCUAGCGAUGUCUCUUCUUCAUUCGGACCAUUGGCGAGAACGAUGACACCGGGCGAGCUGACACUUGCCACGAGCGAUAACGGCUUGGAUCGAUUAACCCAAACGGGGGAUACACGGAGACCGUCACCCGGUACGAUCACGCGCCAGAGCGGUAGCGAUGUGAAUAUGGAAAUUAGUUCAGCGCUCGAUGACUUGGCAUCCGGAGUUAAUCUGAUAUCGCUCGAAGCUCCCUUCAUUUCCGAGCUGAUGGUGUCGACCGAACCAGAUUUCCAAGGUUGCUGGGAAGGUAUGGGAGAUCAUAGCGGCCGUGGGUGGUGUGAAGCAUCAAUGGACACUAUCGUAAGGCGACUGCAGCAAUUGCAACACCGACUUAAAGUCAUCGCUAUCGACCAGCCACCCUAUGAAGGUUCUUCUAUUUGUUUCCGCUUGAUUAUCAGAUUCAGUAACGUGUGCUUCCUCUUGGCAGGUGACUUGAAGGUCCUUGUUCAGGCAGCGAGUCAGGUGGACUCGUAUCGAUGUGCGGCUCUGCGUUUGAGAGAAAGUGACGACGAAAGUUGUUUAUGGAGGAUGCGGUGCGAAGACGACGAGCUGAGGACGAGUAUAAAGAGACUUUUAGAUGAGAUCUAG
Serpula lacrymans var. lacrymans S7.9 is the source of this 2652-nucleotide messenger RNA. RefSeq lists its product as uncharacterized. Gene Ontology annotation, cellular component: membrane coat; AP-4 adaptor complex. The transcript has 14 exons. Gene Ontology annotation, biological process: intracellular protein transport; receptor-mediated endocytosis. Gene Ontology annotation, molecular function: cargo adaptor activity. The record is from RefSeq and is a predicted model, not a curated record. Lineage: Eukaryota; Fungi; Basidiomycota; Agaricomycetes; Boletales; Serpulaceae. The coding region runs from base 1 to 2652 and encodes 883 amino acids.